Molecule: messenger RNA, 756 nt
Organism: Phaeoacremonium minimum UCRPA7
Lineage: Eukaryota; Fungi; Ascomycota; Sordariomycetes; Togniniales; Togniniaceae
Product: putative prp38 family protein
Exons: 1
Coding region: 1-756 (251 amino acids)
Cellular component (GO): precatalytic spliceosome
Source: RefSeq, a predicted model, not a curated record
AUGAGCGGCGGCACCCACCGCGCCGACGAGCGGCGCUUCCUCGACGAGCGGGGCUCGAACGUGCCCCUCGCGCCCAACGGGCUCAACCCGGCGACGAUCAUGGAGAAGGCGGUGCGCGAGCGCAUCGUGGACAGCUACUUCUUCAAGGAGCAGUGCUUCGGCGUCAACGAGGCCGACGUCGUCGACCGCGUCGUCGAGCACGUCUCCUUCGUCGGCGGCACCUACGGCGGCGUCCAGAAGCCCACGCCCUUCCUGUGCCUCGCCUUCAAGCUGCUGCAGCUGGCGCCCGGCGACGACGUCCUCGCCGAGUACCUCGAGUACGGCGGCGACAAGUUCAAGUACCUGCGCGCGCUGGCGGCGUUCUACAUCAGGCUGACGAGGCAGGCUAAGGAGGUGUACACGAUGCUGGAGCCGUACCUGGAGGACAGGCGGAAGCUAAGGCGCAAGGGCAGGGCGGGCACAAGUCUGACCUACGUGGAUGAGUUUAUUGAUGAUCUGCUGAUCAAGGAUCGAGUGUGUGGUACCAGUCUCUGGAAGAUGCCAAAGCGAGAUCUGCUUGAAGACCUGGAGGUCCUGGAGCCGAGGAUAAGUCCGCUUGGUGACAUUGAAGACCUGUUGGAGAGCGAUGAUGAAAUGGAGAACGGAAGGCAAGACAGUGACGACUCUAGGGCGGGAUCAGAUGAGGGUGCCCAUAGGAGAGAGGAAAUGGAUGUUGACGAGGAUGAGACACCGCCACCUCGAGAAAGGAGUCCCUGA